Messenger RNA from Rhincodon typus (whale shark), 1760 nucleotides. RefSeq names its product intercellular adhesion molecule 1-like. Gene Ontology annotation, molecular function: integrin binding. Lineage: Eukaryota; Metazoa; Chordata; Chondrichthyes; Orectolobiformes; Rhincodontidae. The transcript has 7 exons. The record is from RefSeq and is a predicted model, not a curated record. Gene Ontology annotation, cellular component: membrane. Gene Ontology annotation, biological process: cell-cell adhesion. The coding region runs from base 131 to 1744 and encodes 537 amino acids.
CACUAUCAAUCAACUGCCAAACAAACUUGUUUGGGCAUGUUGAAACCAUCAUUACAGUCUUGUUGUUACACUAGUAUCUGAAACUAUCUGGGCUUGGAGACAAAUUGAGUAAUCCACAUUUCUCAGCAGCAUGUACAGCAACAUAAUCCCUGCAGUGUUGGCCUUCUGGAUCCAAAUAACUGGAUUUGAAGUUUCAAUUGAUGUAAAUUCCCCAGCAGUGGAAUUUGGUGACUCCAUCGAGAUGAACUGCAGCACAACAUGUCAAAAACCAUCAAUGAAUGUGGAAUAUAAACCAGGGGUAAAUGCAACCAGAACAGAUAGCAGUACUUGGUACAAUGAUUAUUUCCAAAGCGUCCAGAAUUGGGAUUUUACGCUAGCAUGUUCUGUGAUAUGUAAAUCAGAGAAUCUUCAGCUGAAGGAGAAGAAAAUGUUUGUCACAGUAUACAAUCGAGAGAUAAACAUUACAUUGCUCCCUGAAGUGCUGGAGGUUAACAGAAGAUAUAGUCUGGAGUGCAUUGGACCAAGAGUCUAUCCAAACAACAAACUCAUUCUCACAUGGAUGAGAGGGAGUGAGAUUGUUCAGAGAAGUUCUACAGAAGAACCAGGUCUUCCAGAUGAAGAUAACAGGUUGAGAAAUGUCUUCAAUUUCACCGCAAGUCUGUCAGAUGAUGGACAGGAGUACACCUGCUUGGCUGAAGUGGACUUGGGCUCUAACACCACAAUGUCAAUCACAAACUCCUGUGUCACUCUGCAAACCUACUCUUUCAUGGAGCAGCCUAGAAUCCUGGACAAAAGGCCCAAAAAAGUGAAGCAAAAGGUCAAUUUAAUAUGUGAGGUCUCAAAUGUCUAUCCAGUUGAGAAGGUGAGAGUAAGAUGGUUUCAGGAUGGUGAGGAACUGAACUCAGUUACCACAAGGCCAAAUUCUAACACUGUCCGAACAACAGCAGCAUGGACACCACAGGAAACUGGUCUGAUCGAAGUUGUCUGUAUGGCUGAUUUUGAGAAGUAUCCAUCGGUUCCCUCAAAGAAUAACAGUGUUUUCAUUGAGGUGUAUGUUUUCUCUUCCCCUGAAAUCCAAAUACCAACCAGCCAUGAAGGAAAUCUGGUUAACAUUACGUGCCGUGUGUUAAAUGUCUCAAGGGAUCUUGAACUCAGACUGAAGAAAGAAAAUGACAUAUUAAAGAAUGGAUCAAGCAGUACUGGGCUCACUAUCUCUCAUACAGUACAGGCUCAAGCAAAGCUGAAUGGACAGCAGUAUAUCUGUGAGGCUGAACUGAAACUUCAAGAUCAGUCAAUGACCAGCCCUGUUAUUAAACAACAGAUUGGAACCCUCCAUGUCCUGUAUAAACCACGAGACACAAUCACGACCGUAUCAGUAAAUGACAAAACAAUGUCAGGCUUUCCAGUAGAAGUCACUAAAGGUGAUGAAAUUACAUUAAGCUGUACGUCCAAUGGAAGACCCUCACCUACAUUAGAGUGGGUAAACCCCAGUAAUGGCAGCGACAUUGAGAUUGGUCCUGGAUUUCUGCAUAUUCCAUACGUAACCUCAGAACAUCAAGGAAUUUAUAAAUGUAGAGCUACCAAUCAAUAUGGAAGUGAUAAGAAGGAUGUGGACAUCAGGGUCAAAGAUCAAACAACAACCAGAAGGCUUGCAGCAAAGACCACUGGCCUCAUCUCUGUUGCAAUCAUAGCUGGAGGAUUGUUAUUUAUCACAAUCAUUUAUUGUAUAGAGCAAAAUAAAUAGCAGCAAACAUAGAUAA